AUGCCACGACUCAUGCCCGCCGGGAUUCCGCUACCAAAACUGGUUGAAAUGCUGUCACGUUACACUGUUCAUGCAGAUCCAGAAUUGAUCCAAUCGGCAUCACAAGCAUUGUUACGCAUUGCCGAACAAAUUGACAGUCAAACCGUGGUAACGGGCUAUGCACGUUUUGUGUAUCGCAUCGAAGACAAGUUCUGUGAUAUCCUUACGUCGCUAGCGGGUGGUCCAUUGACAGGAGGCAAUCAUAAUGGAAAUGGGGGCGUGAUGAAACUGUAUGUGGAUUUACUCGCCACUUGGGUGGAUCGUAUUGACUUGACACCGCUAAGGGAGCUGGACAUCACAUCGUCGUCGAACGGGGAGCCUCAUGGCUGUAAUGGGGAAGGCAAUGCAGCUGGCGAUCUUGCGGCGGAUGUUCACUCUGAUGUCUCUCGUCUGUUUAGUAUGGUGGAGGAAACGGAAGCCAACGGUCUAUUGUUCCUGUGCAACCAAUCGUCAGCCAUGCGACGGUCGGCUAUACAAAUCAUCAAGCUUGCUGCCGACCUUGAGACGCGAUUACGAGAACUGACCCAGGAUAAUGAAUCUGAACUGGCCAAACAGCUGGUCAAGCACUUUCCUACCGAGUGCAAAUACAACCGCCUUUACAACUUUUUGGAAUCCGCUGGUCAAGAUAUGCUUAAGUUUGACAAGGACACCAACAUGUUGCUUGGAUCCAAAUUGACCGUCGAAACAAGAAUCCGCAUACAGCAGCAUCAGCGACGUGCGUCGCCUAGUGUAUUGAUCCAGAUCAUAGAAAGCGACCAUCUAUGUGACUUGGCAAUAUGGAGCAUCUGCUAUCCAGAGAUCUUUAAGCAGAGUUUCCGUCACUUCCCUGGUACAGUGGCCUUAUGUCGGCAAAAUAUCUGUACGCGACUGCUGCAGAUCCAACCGUCUAUUCAAGGAUCACUUGAGACUGUCAAGGCGGGGACGGCGGGUACGCUGAGCAUGAGCAAAAGCAGUACGAGCCAAAAGAUUGCCAGUAGUGAGACGAUCGAGCAAUGGAAAAUGUACAUUGUGUUUGCAUGUGCCACCGCAACCUUGUCCGAGGACCGUUCACCUGUAGCAACAUGGGCUAGCAGCGGCAGGAAAGGCUCUGCUGUAGUCCAAAAAAUUGCAUCCGCGCACGACCUGUUUCGAAUGACGCUCCAGUAUCUUACUUGGGAGCACCGACCAAUUCGAGAGGCUGCCCUACAGGGCCUCGGCAACGUUAAUAGCGACGCAUACAAAAUCCUGGUAACCGACCUACAGAGUCAUGUCCGGAUUAUUCUAGACGAUGGAAAACAACGAAAUAAUCAAAAGCCGUAUCAAAACAAGCGAAGCAAAAAGCACGAUCGUUUACGCAUAUCACUGAUGCAUGUACUCGAAUUGACGGCCGGGUGUCUGCACCACAGAAAGUAUUUGGAGGACAAGGACGUUAUGAAUGUCAUAAUGAGCUAUAUCAAGGAGACAAAAUCGUUCUUGGCAGACAGCGAGAUACAACUCGAAUGGGAGUAUCACAAGCUGCGAGUGUAUCUUUGUGGUCUUGUUGAAAAGCUUUAUGAGAGGCUGAUGGGGCUGGAUGAUCCCACAAGCAUUAUGUCGUUUGAAACAAGACUGAGCUUGUAUAAGAUGUUUGAAGAAUGGUGCGGAUACGGUAUAUGUGCGAACGCGACACGGAGCCGGGAAGCCGCAAUGAUGAGAGACGUGCUUGAGCAAUGCAAGGAUAGCCAAGAACGAGCGAAUGCCACUCAAUUGAUGGAAGAAGAACGUAAGGCUUUGGAGACGGCAUCUUUAAGUGCGAUGGCAAUGUUAUGUCGUGGUCCACUUUAUGCAUUCCUCGGUCAAAAGAAGGCACGACAGGCUGUUAUCCAGUUUGAUAUGUUGAACGUACUGAAAUGGAUUGAUGCUGUGUUUGAAAGUCCAGAUCCCAAAUACCAUCCCAUUGCUAGACGGGCUCUGGAAGCUGUAUUAAUUUACAAUCAAGACCAACCGCUUCUGCUGGACGACAUCAUUGAGCAAUGCUAUGCAGGCAAUCCGAAGCUCGAAUUCACUCAAGGUUACUUUCUUGCACUGGCAGAUAUCGUUACCAAGGUCGAAGACUAUCCGUGCCACAUUCAUCAGAUCAUAAGCCUAGCAUUAUUCAAGGCGGGGGACGCUAAAAAGACUAUUCGCAAGUCGGCCAUCAACCUUCUGCGAGUGAUCGAAGACCGGGUGUUUGCCGAUUCAUGCGCAAAGGAGUACGAAAUCGGUAUUACGAGCAAUUUACCGACCAUUUACAAGCAUACGCAAACUUUGCUCUCUGCAAGACUGGCAGUAGAUCAUCCGGAGCAGACGUUCUCAAUGCUUUCCGAAAUCACGCAGCGCUUCGACAACAUCAGUUCCAAUAGCCAACGUGAGGUGCUUGUGUACAUGCUCCCCUGGUUGCGCAAGAUCGACCUGUCUGUUGGCCCACAGGAUACCGAACUAAGCGCCUCUGCAUAUAUGGUGUUAUCGAAUAUUUUUUACCUAACAAUCAAGUUUGGGGAUAACUAUGUCAAGGAGAUCGGUGCUUUAUGGAGCCAACUGGUCGACCAUGGUCGGAACACUCGAGCCAUUAUCAUGUUUCUCUUGGACAUGGGCCUCGAGAUGAGGAAUCCAUGGUUUCUCAUCCAUGCAAAGCGAGUUUUCGUCUGUCUCGGUCGAACACCGGCAUUCAGUCGGGUGGUGGAAGAAACUAUUGCUGAGAUUACACCUCGCUCGAUGGUUCCCCAGCUGAAGGAAAUCAGUAGCAAGUAUACGCAAGCAUUUCCGUUACUGUACGUCGCCGACAUAAUGAAGGCGCUGCCAAAAUACUCGAAACGACCCGUUUUCUCAAAGGGCCAGUUGGCAAUGGUGUUCCUCGUCGACUUGGCGAUCGAAGCUGGGGCAGAUUUAGCACCCCAUUUGCCAUUGUUAUUGCAUACAAUCUUUGUACAACUAGAUCAUUUGACAAGUAUCAUUUGCGACCAGUCUCGAUGUUUCCUUAUCAACUUGAUCCAUUCCAUCGUUAUACGCCAAUCCAUGGAUUCAGAGGCUUCCGCCAAGGCGACCGAACUGAUCCAAUGGCUUACUGCCAAGGAAGGCAAGCGGCUUUGGGCAUACGAAAACAUCACACCCAAGAACCGGCACUUGCAGAGCGCAGAGGAACUCGGUGAUCUUUUACAUAAAGUAGUCGACGUGUUCUCUCACGAAGAUCCGGACCUCCGGCAAAAAUGGGGCGAGACUGCGCUCAAGUGGGCAACUUGCUGCUCUGUUCGUCAUAUCGCCUGCCGAUCUUUCGAAUGUUUUCGUACACUGAUGCCGGCAUUCAAUCAACACAUGCUUGCCGAUAUGCUAGCACGACUAUCCAACACAAUCGCAGACAAGUCCGAUGAAAUACGAGGCUUUGCACUGGAGAUCAUCCUGACGCUGACAAAGGUGACGAAAAGCAUGGACCGAGCGCAGAUGGAGCAAUUUCCGCAAAUAUUUUGGGCUGCGGUUGGGUGUCUCUACAGUCCAUAUGAAGCAGAGCACACUGAGGCGCUGGUGCUGCUCGAGGUCGUGCUGGAAAAGUAUGGAUUCUGCAAUGAUUUGGCCGGAUGCUUCCCUAAGAACUGGGCGAGCGAGUUCGAAGGUCUGCAGCCGCUAUUGCUAAAAGGGUUGCAGUUUGAAUCGGCCGAGGAGAAGACAUUUUCGAUUUUGUCGUCUAUCAUGCUUAUCGAGAACCCUCCUCUAAUUGAUCCCUCAGAAACAAGGCUACUUUACCUCUUACUCGGUUCUUUAUGCAGGCUAUUGCAUGGACUUGAUGUCAGCGAAUCCUCUGACAAACCGGAUGCCUUUGCUAUCAAGCUUGCAGAUGAGCUCGCGCGACUUUUCGAAUGGUACUCGCUACCCGACGUUCACAGAAUACUUGCGACAUACCCCAAGCAAAAGAGCAAGUUCCAAGAAGACUAUCUCAAACAGCUAUUGGGCUCAAUUCGAGAUGUUUUCCUGAACAAAUACGCCAACCAAGCCACGAUGUUCGCGCUCUUGCUGGUCAAGAACAAACGAUCCUACUAUCGCGAGAAAGGACUCAUGAUUGUAGAAAAUCUUAUACCCUAUGUUAAAAAGAGCGACCCGCGAUCUGCAUUAACAGCAACAACAACAACAGCAACAGCAAUACCGGGUGGUAAUAAUACUGGGGCCGCUACAUCCACAAUACCCAUCGACAUUGCAACCCUUAGCUCUUUAUUAAACCUCGUCCAAACCGAGUAUGCAGACAAGGCACUCAGCAUACUGAACGCCGGCAUUCCUCGCGCACCCAGCAAUACCACCAACGCAGCCAAUGCAUUAUGGGGCUUUGGACCCGCAGCUGUCAGUCUCGCAUCACAGAUUACCCGACACAACGUACAUGCUGUCGUAUUCGAAUGUUCAUCCGUUACCAAUCAAGAGCCGAUAGAGCACAACAUCCAAUUUUCCAUAGAAGACUUUUCGCUACUCACGGGAGAGCCGCCGCGACAAGAAGACCAAACUGAUUCAAUUUCAGAUGAAGUCGAGGUGCCAACCACAUCCACAACCGCCACGGCUGCUACUACAGCUGUCGCACGUCCCGCUUACGGAGAGGAACUGAUUAACGCACUCAAGGAUCUUGAUGAUUUCUUUAACGAAGACGUAGAAACAUCAUUGUCCCCAUCCAGCUCCUCUUCUCGUAUUAACAUAUUAGGCCCAGAAUCCCGCAACUCUGGUAUUGGAUUUGAUUCUGAUAAUGAAGAAGAUUACGAUAUACAAUAG
Zychaea mexicana is the source of this 4779-nucleotide messenger RNA. Its product is annotated as cell morphogenesis C-terminal-domain-containing protein. The record is from RefSeq and is a predicted model, not a curated record. Bases 1 to 4779 code for a protein of 1592 amino acids. Gene Ontology annotation, cellular component: site of polarized growth; cell cortex. The transcript is spliced from 4 exons. Gene Ontology annotation, biological process: cell morphogenesis. NCBI's taxonomy places the organism in Eukaryota, Fungi, Mucoromycota, Mucoromycetes, Mucorales, Lichtheimiaceae.